AUGGAGGCGCUCUCGCUCAUCGACGUCUCCGCCGAGGACGACUUCCUCCUCGACCUCGCCUCCCCGCCGCACCACCCCGACCCGCCGCCCCGCGCCGCCCCAGGUGGGCGCGCUUCUCCCACCCCCCGCGCCUUCCAUUUCCACGCGGAUUCGUGCAUCCGUUCGCACCACCGAUCCGAUCUGACCCGGACGUGCGGCUAUUUUGUUGUUCUAGGGACUUCGGUGGUGGUGCGCCCCGCCGGCGGUUCCCCGGCCGCGGCGGCGGCGGGGCGGGUUCUGGAUCCCGCGGAGCAGGCCCCCGAGCGGGCGGAGUCCCCGAAGAGGAGGAAGCCCAAGGGCGCCGUCAACCUCCGCAAGAGCCUCGCCUGGGACAGCGCCUUCUUCACCGGCGAAGGUGUGCUGGACACGGAGGAGCUGGGCAUCGUGAACAGCACCUUCCGCAAGGCGCAGGGUUCCAGGCUGCUGCCCGGGAUCGCAGAGGAACUGCGGAGGUCGACGGAGUCCACGACCUCGACCAUCGAGAGCGAAAGCUUCCUGCUGGAAAGUCUUGACUCCGAUCUGUUUGACAAUGUCCGUGCUUCCGUUCAGAGAACAUUGGGCAAACCUGAUAAAGCUCCAGGUGUUCCUGCUGCUAGCUCGAAAAGCACCAAGGCCGCAGCGAAGGCACCUCCUCCUGUUACAGCGAGAAAGGGGGUUGAUCGGAUACCACUGACUCAGAGCAAGAUUAGGCCUCCUGGUUCAACAAGCAAUGGCUGUGUUGGUACCAAGCAAAGGCCCCAGGUCACUCCGAAAGAGCCAACAGUUACAAGAGGGGGUGUAUCAAGGGCUGCUGAAGCAAAACCAUCCUCAAAACCUCCUAGGGCUCUGCCAAGAGUUGCUACAAUGGGAGCACCAGCUAACACAACUGCCACUUCUGGGGUUUCAGACAAAAGAAGCAGCACUGGAGGUGUAGUCAAUAGGCAGCCAGUUGGUAAAUCUGCUAACACUUCAGCUGGCGUGCCAUCUCGGCCUGGUUGGGGGACAAAGACAAGUUCCACCACAAAAUCGGGUGCUUUGUCAUCAACAUCAAUUCCUUCCUUGCACAGUGCUCCCAUGGGUAUUAUGGCAGGUGCGAAAACCAAAUCACCGACCCUAAUUGGCAAGACUAGAACUGCUCAGAGGGUCCCUAUUCGUUCAUCAUCGAGAGCUGGUAUCAGCAAGGUUGAACCAGUAAUAGCAUCAAGAAAUAAGAUUGUAACUAGGAGUAGUAUUGAGAGUGCAUCACCGACCAUUUCACCUAGUAGCUCAGUGGACAGCAUGAGUUCUGUGAUUUCCGGGGUUUCAACAGCAUCCACUAUAGGGAGAGUGAGCCAAACAUCUGAGAGCUUUAGUACUAGGUCAUCUUCACUGUCCCCUUCCACCAGAAAGAGCAAUGACCACCCUCCAAUCACAAAACCGAGGGCUCUUACUGUUACAGAAGGCACACCUUGUGAUAAUCGGAAAUCUAAUAUAGACACAUCCAACCAAGGAAACGGCUUUAAGCCAUCUGGUCUACGAAGGCCUACACCCAAGAUUGGAUAUUUUGAUGCUGAGAAGUCUGUUGAGCAAAAAGCCGCCCGGGUGCAAGUGCAAUCCAAGAAUGUCUUAUUUUCACCAUUGGCCACACCAAACCCUCGGAUUUCUUCUACUCUGAAGGGGAACUUUGAAUUUUCUACCAGUGAUGAACAAGAACUAAAAUCCAUGGCAGCAGCACUUUCUCAUACUAAGGCGUCACCAUCACUGCCUCUCAGAGUUGCACAAGCUGAAGUAAAACCAUCAAAGGUGGUAGAGCAUGAAGCUUCUCAAAUUAAGGCGCCGACUUCACUGCCUCUCAGGGUUGCAGAAGUUGAAGUAGAAUCAUCAAAGGUAACAGAGGAAGUUUCUCAUACUGAGCCAUCACCUUCAAUGCCUCUCAGAGUUGCACAAGCUGAAGUAAAACCAUCAAAGGUGGUAGAGCAUGAAGCUUCUCAAAUUAAGGCGCCGACUUCACUGCCUCUCAGGGUUGCAGAAGUUGAAGUAGAAUCAUCAAAGGUAACAGAGGAAGUUUCUCAUACUGAGCCAUCACCUUCAAUGCCUCUCAGAGUUGCACAAGCUGAAGUAAAACCAUCAAAGGUGGUAGAGCAUGAAGCUUCUCAAAUUAAGGCGCCGACUUCACUGCCUCUCAGGGUUGCAGAAGUUGAAGUAGAAUCAUCAAAGAGUUGCACAAGCUGA
Messenger RNA from Lolium rigidum, 2229 nucleotides. Its product is annotated as endochitinase A-like. Gene Ontology annotation, molecular function: microtubule binding. The transcript is spliced from 8 exons. Bases 1 to 2229 code for a protein of 742 amino acids. The record is from RefSeq and is a predicted model, not a curated record. NCBI's taxonomy places the organism in Eukaryota, Viridiplantae, Streptophyta, Magnoliopsida, Poales, Poaceae.